Metarhizium album ARSEF 1941 is the source of this 1911-nucleotide messenger RNA. Its product is annotated as APSES transcription factor. The transcript is spliced from 3 exons. The record is from RefSeq and is a predicted model, not a curated record. Gene Ontology annotation, biological process: positive regulation of transcription by RNA polymerase II. NCBI's taxonomy places the organism in Eukaryota, Fungi, Ascomycota, Sordariomycetes, Hypocreales, Clavicipitaceae. Gene Ontology annotation, cellular component: nucleus. The coding region runs from base 1 to 1911 and encodes 636 amino acids. Gene Ontology annotation, molecular function: sequence-specific DNA binding; DNA-binding transcription factor activity.
AUGGUCAGCUACGAAGCCAUGAACCAUCAGAACCCGGAGAUGUACUACCCCCAGCAUCUUUCUGGGGGCCAGCCUCCGCCUCCCCAGACCGUCACUUCAAACAACCUCACCUCGUACCAGCACCCACCGCAUCUGAUGCAACCCGGGCCUGGCAAUUACAGCAAUGCAAAUCCAUACGGCCAGUACUCUCAGUACGCAAGUGGCUUGACGUCGCCUUCGGCCGCUCAGGCAGUGUCAAACUCCAUCGGUGCCCCGUCUUCAGUCCUACCUCUGCCUGGAGUUGCUGGACAGGCGUCAAUGGCUAACCACUACGCCGGCUUUGACACCACCGGACAAAAUCCCCCUCCUGGCAUGAAGCCACGGGUUACCGCUACGUUGUGGGAGGACGAGGGCAGCUUGUGCUUUCAGGUCGAAGCCCGGGGAAUUUGCGUUGCUCGACGUGAAGACAACCACAUGAUCAACGGUACAAAGCUGUUAAAUGUAGCCGGCAUGACUAGAGGUCGACGAGACGGUAUCUUGAAGAGCGAAAAAGUGCGCCAUGUCGUUAAGAUCGGCCCUAUGCACUUGAAGGGUGUUUGGAUUCCUUACGAACGAGCUCUUGACUUUGCCAACAAGGAAAAGAUCACCGAGAUGCUCUAUCCGCUGUUCGUGCACAACAUUGGAGCUCUGCUCUAUCAUCCCACGAAUCAGACCCGUACUAGUCAAGUAAUGGCAGCAGCUGAGCGCCGUAAACAAGAACAGAGCCAUAUACGCCCUCCACCCCCUCCCCCCGGCUUGCCAUCUAUCCAGCAGCACCAGCAAAUGGGUCUUUCUGGCUCACAGACGUCUCUCCCCUCUCACAGCGGUAUGACCAGCCGUCCAACCCUUGACCGGGCUCAUACGUUUCCCACACCACCUGGCAAUGCCGGCGUAGGCAGCAUGGGUACUUCGGAUAAUUUUGGUUGGCAAGGCCAAGCAAUGAAUGGUGCGCCAGGCACCAACACGCUGGCCAUCGAAUCCGGCAUAAGCAGCACACGCUCAAUGCCAAACACGCCGGCUACGACGCCCCCCGGUCAGCCGAUUCAGAACAUGCAACCCUACCACCAGGCCAGCCAGGGCUAUGACAACUCCCGCCAGAUGUAUGGUGCCUCUGCUUCUCAGCAGUCACCGUAUCAAAACGCGAAUCCUGCCAACGACCGCAUCUAUAGCCAGACUAGCUCAUACGCCAAGAGCGGUAUGGGACCGCCAUCCAGUCGACCAGCCCCGCCUGGUCAAUCGACAGAGCAGCAUGAUACCAAACCUGCCAACGGUAUCAUGCCAUCUGAGCAGUCUGGACACGGUCAAGAAGAAGAGGGGGAACCUGAGCAUGAGGCAGAAUAUACCCAUAACAGCGGUGUCUACGAUCAGUCUCGCUCCUCCUAUAACUAUACGGCACCAAGCAUUGGCAACUUGGCCAACGACGCGAACAUCAAUCCUGAUAUGACCGGGUCUCCCGGCCACCCCCCAAGUUCCGGGCGAGCGACACCUCGAACGGCGGCUCCGCAUCAGUCAUACUACCCCCAGAACAAUGGCUACAACACGCCCCCUCGCGUCCAGCAGACGACCAGCAACCUCUACAAUGUUGUCAGUAAUGAUCGAGGGCAGGCCAAUGCUGGUCCGGGUGGUGACGUCUAUGCACCUGCUGCCGACAUGUCCAACUCUAUUCCCAAUGGCUAUGCGCCACAGCCACCACUGAUGAAUGGUGCCUCGGGAGGCAUGAAGCGGGGGCGUGAAGACGAUGAGGACUUGUCGCAAUCUGGAAGCGAAGCCAAUGGUAUGAGCAACGGAGACCUCAAGAGACGAAGGACCAUCAUGGAGACAUCUGUGCCAGCUCCAGCCUACGACGCGCUCAACCGACCGGCUUCUGCCAUUACAGCACCUAGGAGGCGGUGA